Messenger RNA from Lacerta agilis (Sand lizard), 2635 nucleotides. It is a transcript of the gene HROB, whose product is annotated as homologous recombination factor with OB-fold. The transcript has 10 exons. Gene Ontology annotation, biological process: recombinational repair. NCBI's taxonomy places the organism in Eukaryota, Metazoa, Chordata, Lepidosauria, Squamata, Lacertidae. The record is from RefSeq and is a predicted model, not a curated record. The coding region runs from base 163 to 2187 and encodes 674 amino acids.
CGGGACGGCCCGUCAUCUUUGAGGCGGCCAGUUCGAAUGCAGAGCUCGGUGAGCGGAGGUGCGGGCCUGGAUGCUGGACUUCCCUCUCUCGCUGCAUCCCUGCGUCGUCCUUGUUUCUUCACACCGUAUUAACCCUGGAGUUUCGGUUCUUCUGCCUCCACGAUGGCCUAUGGUCUACAGAAGCUGUUUGCUGUGGAGGCAGACUUUGAAGAUGAGGAUUUUCUGUCAGCUGUGAAUGAUGUGGAGAAGCAAGCCCUGGAUCCACCUACAGAUAGCCCAAGAUGUCUUAGACCCCUCUCAACUGGGUUGAGAGCCCCCAGCACCACCAUUCCGGUCUCUGAGGGGCCAAGGUGGACCAUGUCCCCAGUCUUGCAGGUGCAAAACUGCUCCAGACUAAGGUUUGGAGAAGGUAAUGUCAAAAACAACCAGAAGACUCCUCUGGCGACCAGCUUCAUAGUUCAGAAGGACCUGGCACCCACUGCAGUUGAAUGUAAAUCGAGCGGCACUUCAGGCACAAGGUUCAGGUUUGUGAAGCAGCCUCCAGCUAAGCUCCCCACUGGGGGUGCCCCCUGCGAUGAGGAAAUUGACAACGAGCUUGUAUUGGCUGCGUGCAUGGAUCUGGAAGAGUCUGAUACACAAUCGUAUCCGGGGUCCUUCAGGUCCAACUGUGUGUCCUGGGAGCAAAUGCGAGAUAAUAGUGUAGCAACAGUGAAGAAACCACGAGUGGUAGAUUCGCUGGCAUUGAGUGACUCUUUUGGGUCAGAGACUUCACAGUUGCAAAGGACUUGGAAACAACCUGUGGUAGAGGUCAUCAGCCAGCUCCAGCCGGCAGACACUUCUCCAAAGUUGCCUUUAAGGCCUCCUGCCGUGGACUCUUCCUUGUCUCAGUCUCGCCUAGGGUUGAGUAGCAGCACAUGUGCCCUUUCAAACUCCAGCUGCCAGGUGCUCAAGCCUUUCCAGGCAUCUCUGCAUAAACCCACUGCCGCAUCCAACAGCCCAUGCUUGCCUCUGGUUAGACCCUGCUCUUCUUUUCAGUCAGCAAGUACCCCACCAAGGCCACACAAACCAUGGAUGCCCAACCAGAGCUGCUCUGUGUCCAGAACAGCCAAUUGUGGUGCUCAGCUGCUGUCUGCAUAUGGUCCCCCAGCAACCUCUGUGGAGACUUCAACUGCCAACCCUAAAGUUACCGGAAACCUCCAGUCACCUGUGGUCACCAAUCACCUUGUCCGUUUGGUCACGGCAGCCAACAAGACGCCAGAGCCAGUGGCCCAAGUUCCUUUGCGGGCUAAGACGCGGCGCUUCCCGGGACCUGCUGGCAUUCUGCCACAUCAACCUGAUGGGAAAAACUUAGAAGAGAUUCUCAUUACAACUCCACAGACACCAACUCAUGGGGCUCUAGCAAAGCUGCGGACGGAGGAGAUGCCUCCUUCCCAGCAACCAACAGAAGACGAAUUUGGAAGAGGCCCUUGGGCUGCCAUGAAAAUGGAGCUGGGAUUGGAUGAGAGAGAUCCGUCCUGCUUCCUUAGGACAUACAGCGUUGUUAUGGUGCUUCGUAAGGCAGCCCUGAAGCAGCUCCCAAAGAACAAGGUUCCUAACAUGGCUGUGAUGAUUAAGUCAGUAAUGCAGACCAACGUUGACGCGGGUGCUGUGUUCAAAGACCCUACUGGAGAAAUGCAGGGCACAAUACAUCGCCUAUUGCUGGAGGAGAAACAGAGUGAAUUUAAGGCUGGUUCAGUGCUUCUGCUAAAGCAGGUGGGUGUGUUCUCCCCAUCCUAUCGCAACCACUACCUCAAUGUGACACCCAGUAAUUUGGUGAAGAUAUAUCCUCCGGGAUUCAGCAAUGAGAAGACCCCUCAGUUAUGCCGAGAGACUGAGGAAAUAAUGCAGAUGGUGCCGCCACAGGCUGCGCCAGAAUUCCAGCAGGAUCCUCCCACCGUUGCCAUGACUACAACAGACAACAGGAACAAAGGAGGACAUGGGAUGGAUGAGGACCCCUGUCAGCGUGUAUCGGCAUUGGAUAAAGGGUCAUCAUUGAAAUCAAUUCCAAGAGUCUCUGGAGCAGGCAAAUCAGUUUUGCACUUUCCAUCCCCAAAGGCUGAAACAACUGAUUUGGAUGACCUGGACCAGCUUCUUGGAGAACUACCUGAUGACUUUUUCUCCAACUUUGAUGCCCAAAGCAAUCUAUGAUAGCUCACUGAUGCUCAAAUAAGAGGACCUGCUGUCAUAGAACUGUGGCUAUUGUCCUGAGCCCUGCACAGACUUUUUUGCCCAGUGAGGCUGACUCCCCUGCACUUCUCUUUGAGAUUUUUGCCUUCAUCUUUAUCAACAUUGUUUGCGAUUGGAGGAAAGAAGCUCCUUCAUCAGGCAGAUAACAAAUCUGAUGUAAUUGGACAGAAACUGGAGCCCCAGCAAGAACAGCAUUGGACAUUAAGCUCCUGCUACUUCUAAUUUUACUGCAGCCUGCCAUUUGUUCAAAGGCUCAGCCUUCCAAGCAACAAGGUAUCUGGCAGUGCACACCCAGCAUCACAACUUAUUCCAGACCUACUUCUGCUUGUGAGGCGCUUUGCCUGGGUGUUUAAACCAGCCAGAACGGUCAUUAAGCAGCUGUCAUUCCCUUCCGAAUUGAAACACUAUC